AGAAAAAGAAAAAGGAAAACAAGUACUUAUUACCGCUCCCACUGCAUUAUAAUUAAUUAAAAGUGCAUUGUAUGUUGCCCAUUUGCACAUAUAACCUCCUCUAAAUCUCUUCUCCACUCUCAUCACUCUCCUUUCCCCUCACAAAAAAAAGAGAACUCUACUACGGCGGGGGAGGAGGGGGAGGAGGAGGAGGAAGAGAGGGAGCAAGAGCUGGCGCUAGCGAUGCCGCAGUCGGCGGCGCCGAAGCUCUCACUCCAGCCCCACAAGCCGUCGCCGUCGCCGGCGGCUGCGGCGGCGGGGGUGGUGUGCACGGCGCACGAGAUACCGGCGGCGGUGGCGCGGCACCACGAGCACAGCGCGGGGGCGGGGCAGUGCUGCUCGGCGGUGGCGCAGCGCGUGGCGGCGCCCGUCGAGGCCGUGUGGUCGGUGGUGCGGCGCUUCGACCGGCCCCAGGCCUACAAGCGCUUCGUCCGCAGCUGCCGCGUCAUCGGCGGCGGNGGCCUGCCCGCGUCCACCAGCACGGAGCGCCUCGAGAUCCUCGACGACGAGCGCCACGUCCUCAGCUUCCGCGUCGUCGGCGGCGACCACCGCCUCGCCAACUACCGCUCCGUCACCACCCUCCACGCCGCAGACGACGACGACGACGACGGCGGCGGCGGCGGCGGCGCCGGCACGGUCGUGGUGGAGUCCUACGUCGUCGACGUGCCCCCCGGCAACACCCGCGACGACACCCGCAUCUUCGUCGACACCAUCGUCCGUUGCAACCUCCAGUCCCUCGCCCGCACCGCCCAGUCCCUCACCACAAAAACCACCAGCAGCAGCAGCAGCAGCAGCAGCAGCAGCGCUGCUACCGACAAUUGUGGAUCGAAUGACAACCAACAGAAAGAAGAAUACACAGAAGAAGAAGAAGAAGAAGAAGAAGAAGAAGGGUGAAAGCCCUUCGUAAGAACGAGAAAGGAAAAGAAUGUACGAAGAUUCACGACGACUUUUGUGCAUUUUGAAACGACCCUCAAUUUCUUCCUUUUCUUUCGCUUUUUACUGAUCGGCGCACGGUUCUUAACUUUUAGUUCUCGGACUCGAUUUGAAUGAUUUUGGGCAGGUAAAUUUGAAAAUUUUACUAAAUUUAAUAGUGAUUUUUUUUAGAUUUGAUCGCCCUGAUCAUUUUCUUCGGCUGGUGAAACUGCAGUAGAGCUAUUAAUUAAAUUUGGCAUGAUCUUUAAUUAAAAGUUAAGAAGGCUCAAUACAUAAAAGAAAUAGAGUCCAGUAGGGUAGCUGUUUCAAAAUGGUUUGUAGUUGAGGGGCGGGAGUACAUACAAGUAUGUAAUAUAUGGUCAUUAAUUUAGUUUUUUUUUUUUUUUUUU
Messenger RNA from Ananas comosus (pineapple), 1361 nucleotides. RefSeq names its product abscisic acid receptor PYL5-like. Gene Ontology annotation, molecular function: abscisic acid binding; protein phosphatase inhibitor activity; signaling receptor activity. NCBI's taxonomy places the organism in Eukaryota, Viridiplantae, Streptophyta, Magnoliopsida, Poales, Bromeliaceae. The record is from RefSeq and is a predicted model, not a curated record. Gene Ontology annotation, biological process: abscisic acid-activated signaling pathway. Bases 223 to 933 code for a protein of 236 amino acids. The transcript has a single exon. Gene Ontology annotation, cellular component: cytoplasm; nucleus.